CAAGGGGUUCCUGUACCAGUUUCGUGGAGACUACUGUCCACGGACAACUAAGCUUAAUCAUCUCAACCUACUCUGACUGCCCUCUGGUGAUCCUCCAGGCUGAGAGCGAAGGUGUUAGUGCGGGAGACGCCGACAAACUGUCAGGCCGGUGUGCGCAUCCGCUGACUACCCUCACCCAACUUCUGAUGGCAAACCCGUUUCUCUCAGGCGUGUGCUUCUGAGACUCCGCUGAGGAAUGAUGGGAAGUUUGCCCAGCAGAGGGAAGAGCCUGCCCAGCCCAAGCUCCAACUCCAGUUCGUCUGGCCCAGGCCAGGGACCUGUGUCCACACAAGCAGAGAGAAACAAAGCUGCAGCUGUGGCCCUGGGCAGUUUCCCAGCAGGUGAGCAGGCCGGACUAUCUCUGAGACUUGGGGAGCCACUGAGCAUCCUCUCUGAGGAUGGAGACUGGUGGACAGUCCUGUCCGAAGUGUCUGGCCGAGAGUACCACAUCCCCAGUGUCCACGUGGCUAAAGUCUCCCACGGGUGGCUGUAUGAGGGCCUGAGCCGGGAGAAAGCUGAGGAACUACUCUUGUUGCCUGGGAACCCGGGAGGGGCCUUCCUCAUCAGAGAGAGCCAAACCAGGAGAGGCUGCUAUUCGCUGUCCAUCCGACUCAGCCGCCCUGCAUCUUGGGACCGGAUCAGACACUACAGGAUACAGCGUCUUGACAACGGCUGGCUGUACAUCUCACCACGCCUCACCUUCCCCUCACUCCACGCCCUGGUGGAACAUUACUCUGAGCUGGCAGAUGACAUCUGCUGUGUCCUCAGGGAGCCCUGUGUCCUCCAGAAGCCUGGCCCACUACCUGGCAAAGAUACACCUCUACCUGUGACUGCGCCGACGUCAUCACUAAAUUGGAAAGCGCUGGAUAGCAGCAUCCUCUUUUUGGAAACACCUGCCAGUGGGGAGGCAUCUCUCCUCAGUGAGGGGCUCCGAGAAUCCCUCAGUUCCUACAUCAGCCUGACUGAAGAGAACUCCUUGGAUGAUGUCUAGUCCAAAACAGAAAGCAAAGGGAACCAAGGCCAUGGCACCUAGAACUCCAACUGGCUGACCCUGGCAAAGCACCCCAGAGGCGAGGCUGUGACUUCGGAGAGUGCUGGGGUGUGGGGCACAGGAACGUUCUGGGCCCCACCUGGACCUUCUGCUUCUUUCUCUCUGGAUUCAGAUAAGUAAUUUAUCUCAUCCCAAGGCCUCAUCCCCGCCUACAACGUCUAGUCCAUGUGCAGCAGUUCAAAGCAGGGCUAGUUAGGCCUCUACAGAGCA
Molecule: messenger RNA, 1300 nt
Organism: Acomys russatus (golden spiny mouse)
Lineage: Eukaryota; Metazoa; Chordata; Mammalia; Rodentia; Muridae
Gene: Sla2
Product: Src like adaptor 2
Exons: 8
Coding region: 236-1030 (264 amino acids)
Molecular function (GO): protein binding
Source: RefSeq, a predicted model, not a curated record